This is a messenger RNA of Aspergillus glaucus CBS 516.65, 954 nucleotides long. RefSeq lists its product as uncharacterized. The record is from RefSeq and is a predicted model, not a curated record. NCBI's taxonomy places the organism in Eukaryota, Fungi, Ascomycota, Eurotiomycetes, Eurotiales, Aspergillaceae. The coding region runs from base 1 to 954 and encodes 317 amino acids. The transcript has 5 exons.
AUGACUUUUCACAUCGCACUCGACAGUAUGAGCACCAAUAGCUCUGUUACCAGACUCACCCGUCUCAACAACCGCCUACAAGAACUGCUAUCCCGACCCGACCCAAGCAUAUAUCACCCCGAAAUCGCACCGCUAUGGAAUAAAAUGAUAGAAACAUCAGGAGAAAUUCUUUAUGGAGAACUCCCAGAAGUCCCAAUCAGCAGCAAAUCGUUGAGCGAAAUUCUGAAGCUCUUCAAGCUUCGUCUUGUCGAAGAAGAGUUCGAUGCGUAUCCUUUGUUCCAGGGACUUCACGAGCCUUAUCAAGCUGAGUCCAAGGUUGCUGAGCGCGUCCUCCAAGCCUACCACCUUGCCACAAACGAGCCCUCUUUGUGCACUCAAAUUGACCUCGUUAUCCUUUUGACACUAGCCAACAACCAUGAUAACUACAAGAAGCCAGAAACUCUCGGGAAAUCCCCAAUCAGUACACAGGACACCCAAAAGGGCCCCAGCUCGCUCCGCUUUCAACGCGAGACGCACGUGAGUAUGCCAGACUACUCUAUAUGGUACGGCAGCCCACAGAAUGCAGAGACAAAUCUCGUCGUGGUCGAAACGGAGAGGUAUUCCGCAUACUUCGCGGAACCCCAGUUGAUUGGGUAUAUGGUACUUAUCUACGAUGCUAGGAGGAAGGCUGGUGAGCCGGAUGCGUCUGUGUACGGCAUCUGGACGAAUGGAGAGGACUGGAAAUUUUUCUGUAUUGAUCAUGAAUCGCGAGUCUCGUGGUUCACUCUGGGUUGGCACGUCGACAAGAAGAAGAUUGUUCUCUUGCUCGAUAGAAUCCUCGAGAAAGCUUCUCAUCUCGCCACGCUGUCUUCCACGUUGACCCGGAAGUCAACGGUCAGCGAGGCAACUGGCAUUGGAUUCCAGGAUGUGGGCGAGAUGGACAUUGGUCAGGAUGGCGACGGCAAGGAGGAUUAG